AGUUGCGUGCUAUUAUUGUUCCUUGAGUCCAGUUUUUCCCUUGGAGAAAAUCUGCUUCUGCACAGUGUCGUUACCUCUUAAAGACAGAGAUGCAGCACAGAACAGCCUCGUUUCCUUUCGUGAAGGAAUACAUUUGUGCCGUCUGAAGCCGCCGCCCACGUUUUGAAGCAUGACUACUUUGGAGAACCGUUUGCGUAAAGAUACAUUUUAAGCUUCGGCGCAAGGAACAACAAAAAGGACAAAACAACACCUAACAUCAACGGGACGUUCCGAAAAGCGAUUUAAUGGGAAAAAGAACCUACCAACACUAGACAUAUUUAUUUUCCUGUGGAACUGCAAUGACCUCCACCCGAGACAUGAAGAUAUGCUCAGUGCUGCAAUCUAAUGGUGAGAGGAGAAGAGAGGCUUUGGAUCAACUUCCUCCGCCGGCCAAUUCGAACAAGCCGCUCACCCCUUUCAGUAUUGAGGACAUUUUAAACAAGCCUUCGAUAAAGAAAUCUGUAGCUGCCCUCUGUCCCCCGCGGACUCUGGAGAAAGUGACCGGUUCCAGCACUGCAAGAAACUGUAUUAACUCGCCUUCCUCUCCGCUCUGCGCUUUGGAGGAACUAGCCAGCAAAACUUUUAAAGGUCUGGAGGUCAGCGUAAUCCAAGCGGCAGAAGGUCGUGAGUAUGUGAAUGGGUUUGGACAGAGACAUGCCUCGAAAAAGAGAAGGAAGUCCCGCACAGCUUUCACAAACCAUCAAAUCUACGAACUUGAGAAGCGCUUUUUGUACCAAAAGUACUUGUCCCCAGCUGACAGAGACCAGAUAGCGCAGCAGUUGGGUCUCACAAAUGCCCAGGUCAUAACGUGGUUCCAGAACAGACGGGCCAAGCUCAAGAGAGACUUGGAAGAGAUGAAAGCAGACGUCGAAUCUCUCAAGAAAAUUCCCCCGCAGACUCUCCAAAAUAUAGUUACCAUGGAAGACCUUGAGGACACGAAAGGUAACUCGGAGGUCAUAUCUCCCAGUAUUUCCCCGUCCUCGCACGGGGGAGUCUUCUCUCAGUCCCCGUCUUCGUCCAGAGGCCAAACAACGGACGAGUUCUCAGAAGAGGACGAAGAAAUUGAAGUGGACGACUGAAAAAGGAAACACGUUUUACACUACGACUGGUUGUUACAAAAGCUGCACGGACAUGGCUUCUUUUGAUAAUGUAAUAUAAAUCAAGGAUUUUCUGCAUUUGUAUUUAUUUAAUGGAUUGCAAAUAAAGCAACCUUGUUUCCAAUUAAAGCCGGAAAGUGCUCGAGGCAUGCAUUUAAUUCAAGAUGCUUCCAACAGUUGUCUAAAGAAUGCAGGUGGAAACAGUUGCCUAACCGAACUUUGUGCAUUUGUGGCGAAUCACGUGAUCAAGACUGCAAAGUGUACUUAUUAUUUAAGUGUAUUUCAAUAUCUUCAUGAGGAGAAUAGAGCAAUUAGUAUUUUUGAUACACCGUUGAAUAAUGCACUAGUUGCUUUUGUAGCUGCUACCGAAAACAAAUCUACCAGUUGCCAAAUGGGUAUUCUACACUGUUGUUUACAGGAUUAAAAAGGAGGAGGGCACUUUUUUAAACGAAAUGUCCAGACGACGAACUGCCUGCGUAAUUAGGAAUUUUAUGUGUCCGUUUUAAGUUCAAACUUGUCUGUU
This is a messenger RNA of Conger conger (European conger), 1659 nucleotides long. Its product is annotated as transcription factor LBX2-like. Gene Ontology annotation, biological process: regulation of DNA-templated transcription. NCBI's taxonomy places the organism in Eukaryota, Metazoa, Chordata, Actinopteri, Anguilliformes, Congridae. The record is from RefSeq and is a predicted model, not a curated record. The transcript has 2 exons. Bases 339 to 1118 code for a protein of 259 amino acids. Gene Ontology annotation, molecular function: DNA-binding transcription factor activity, RNA polymerase II-specific; DNA binding.